AUGAAAAAACUAAUUGGUGGAAAUUGGAAAAUGAACUGCACAAUGGACACAUUUGAACAGUCUAAAAAUACAUUACUCAGCAUUCCUGAUGAUGUGGAUGUAUUUAUUGCAGCCCCCUAUGUUUAUGUGGGGGACUGCUUCAGAUAUUUCAAUGAGAAAGUCAAAAUAGGCGCUCAAAAUGUAAGUAAAUUUGAAUGCGGAGCAUACACUGGAGAAGUAAGUGCCAAAAUGCUUCGUGAGCACAAGUUUGAAUAUGUUUUGGUUGGCCAUAGCGAGAGAAGAAUUAAUUUUCUAGAAACCGAUGAUGAUGUUAAUCUGAAACUGAAAAUGUCACUGAAAAAUGGCCUAAGACCUGUUUUAUGUAUCGGAGAACCCAUACCUGAAAGAGUUUCCGGCAGAUAUCUGAUGUUCUUGAAAAAGCAGUUUGCUAACUCAACCCAGGGGCAUAAAAAAUGUAUCGUUUGA
Molecule: messenger RNA, 465 nt
Organism: Vittaforma corneae ATCC 50505
Lineage: Eukaryota; Fungi; Microsporidia; Nosematidae
Exons: 1
Coding region: 1-465 (154 amino acids)
Biological process (GO): glyceraldehyde-3-phosphate biosynthetic process; gluconeogenesis; glycerol catabolic process
Cellular component (GO): cytosol
Molecular function (GO): triose-phosphate isomerase activity
Source: RefSeq, a predicted model, not a curated record